AUGGAGAAUUCAACCACCGUCACCAAGCUCGCCCAGUCGCUGUUAAAAGGGCAUCCCGCGUCGCUCUGCGAUGCGGCGCAGACCGGGAAUACCGAUCUGGUUCAUCAUCUCCUCGCUGCUGGAGCCGAUGCCAAUGUCCAGGGUGGCCCUUACGGAAAUCCAUUGCAGGCUGCCGCGUGGAAGGGAAGCCGAGAGAUUGUUGCGCUUUUGAUCCACCGUGGCGCGGCCGUAAAUGCCCAAGGUGGCAUUUUUGGGUGUGCUCUACAAGCAGCCGCGCAUAGUGGCUCUUCCGACAUCAUUCGGUACUUGAUCCGAAACUAUGCCGAUGUUAAUCAACUCGGCGGGGACUAUGGCAGUGCCUUGCAAGCCGCUAUUGUCAACGGACAUGAAGAUGCUGCCCAAGCUCUAUUUGAGGGAGGAGCCCUAAUUGAUACCCAUGGCGGUAUUUACGGACAUCCUCUCCAGGCCGCAGCCUAUAUCGGCAACCUGAGGAUCAUGAUCACUUUACUGGAGAACGGCGCCGACAUUAAUGCGCAAGGGAGCAAGUAUGGAACUGCUAUGAUUGCAGAGGCAUAUGGUGGAAGUUACGAGGCGGUUGAAUUUCUGAUCAAAGAAGGGGCCGAUGUCACUGCUGCAAGCUCCAAAUUCGGGAGCGCUGGGGGCGAAUAUGGGCCUGCGUUGCACGCCGCAGCCUGGAAUGGAAGUAAUGCAGCAGUACACAGCCUAGUCCAAAGCCGCGCUGAGGUCGAUGUACGUGACAAGAGACAUGGAACGGCCAUACAAGUUGCCGCCUGGGUUGGACACGUGGAAAUCAUCCAGCAGUUAAUCGAUGCAGGGGCUGAUAUCAAUACCAAAGGGGGCGAGUAUGGGAACGCGUUGCACGCUGUUGUUUGGGCUGGAAGCAGGACAGCAGUAUGUAUCCUGAUACGGCAUGGUGCAGAUGUGAACGCCCAUGAUAAGAGAUAUGGAACAGCCCUACAGACUGCAGCACAGGCUGGGCGCGCCGAAAUAAUACAAGACUUGAUCCCGGCCGGGGCUGAUGUCAAUGCGGAAAGGGGUAGAUAUGGCACUGCACUCGAGGCCGCAGCCGGAGCUGGAAGCAUUCCUGCUUUGCUAAAUCUGGUCGAACUUGGCGCUCGUAUCGAUACUCCAGGGAACAGAUGGGAAGAACCACUGCAGAUUGCGUUCCAGAGAGGACACAGUGGCAAUAAUUCCGAAACUAUACAAGCCCGUGUUACCAAGACUUUGCAGUGGUAUCAAUCUGAGAAAGCACGUCUAGAAAGCGCUGUGUGGGAAAGACAUAUUGAUUAUUUGCGCGGCCGUCUAGACCGGGAUGUAUCCCCGGGAGAUUCUUGUGGAGACUGCACUAUCAUGCAGCUCGCAGCAACGAGGGGACAUAUUGAAUUAGUCAGGCUCUUGAUCGCAAGGGGCGCCAAUGUCAACCAGCGCAGCAGAGAGGAUGCAAAUACACUUCAGGCUGCUGCGAGAGUCGGAGAUUUGCAAAUCGCCAAACUAAUAAUACACCUCUCGGAUAUCAAUGCCCCCGGAGGGGGGAGGGGGAGGCUUGGAAGCGUUCUCCAGGCUGCUGUGGCCGGUGGCAACCGGGAGAUUGUAAGAAUAUUGCUCGAUUGUGAUGCAAACAUCAACAUUCAAGCUGGAGAGUUUGGAUGUGCCUUACAGGCCGCAGCAUGGAGAGGGGGCCGAGUUCUAGCGGAAAUGCUCAUGGAGAAUGGGGCGGAUGCCAAUAUACAGGGCGGGAAGUAUGGAAAUGCAUUACGGGCAGCGGUAAUGACUGGCCACUUUGAACUGCUCGAGGUCCUGUGCCCGAGCUACACGACUUCGGGGGCACAGGAUGAAUUCAGCAAAUAUUUACAUGAUGCUGCAUGGAGUGGAAGUGCUGAACUAGGGGCCAACAUGAUCAGCCGGGGGGCGGACGUGAACACCAAAGGAGGUCUCUACGGGAAACCCCUCUCAGCUGCGAUCUCUAUCGGAAGCUCAAUAACCGUGCAGCUUCUUUAUGACCAUGGGGCAGAAUUUGCAGAAUCCGAAAUUGACGGAUCAACUCCACUGCACGCGGCAGCUAGAUCUCGAGAUCCUUCUACGCUUUGCCUCGUCCUAGGCGCGGAUGCGGACAGAUACAAGCACAAGGAAGAUGACUCUGGACAGAUACCCCUACAUCUUGCCGCCAGAGCUGGGCAUAUGGGCGCAUUGGAGAUUAUCGGCCGCCCUUCUCCGUCAUUCCAUCGCCUCCCUCAGUACUUGGAUGGUAUAAAUGAACCAGAUCCUACAGGCACCAGUCUCGUGAUUCUUCCGAACAACCAGGAGCCGUGGGACUUGCCAGGCCUGAAUUUUCGCUGGUGUCGACAAACGCUCAAAGACGGGCUCAUCUCCCGAAGAAGCCAGUCGAAAAACAUCCCUAGCGUAACAACCAUUGCGCGAGUGCCCUCAAAAGAGUCUUUCCUUGAGUGUCGUCAUUCAAUUCCUGUCCUUGAUAGACUCAAUACGGGUGAUGUGCCUUCUGUUUUAUCUGCCCUCUUAGAUCCUCUACGAAGGAAUCUAAACAUUGCCUGGAUCAUGACAAAAUCAGAUCGCACCGCCACUGAUUCCAAGACAGUCAAGGCGGCUUUACAGAACCGAGUGUAUUUCAGUACACUCGAGUAUGCUGAAAUACCGGAAUCACCACUUCAGCUCUUGCGCGCUCUUGUUCUAGAACUUGAAACUUAUUGGUAUGAUGUGUGCGAUGCUGCCGAACAGCAUCUUGUGACUCUGAGUUUAUUUGGAAUGAAUAUCGAUGUGCUAGCUUCCAAUCCCGCGUGGUGGAUAUACGUCCCUUUGGCAGCAGGAACCAUGAUCUUGACAUUUGCUGUUUGGAUAGUUUUCAAGCGCAAUGAAGGGAGAAUCGUGUCGAAGCCAGGCUUGGAUGGUUGGUGGGCUCGCGAGGCUCACGAGCAGACACGACGACAUCUGGACGUUUCAUUAUCGCCGUCGUUGUUCGAAGCCCUUGAUCCUCGGGAUCCCUUCCAUCCUAUCCUCGGUCCCGCUGCCUCCCGGAAAACGAAAUCAGACAAGAAAACGAUGAAUCCUCACAUAUCUGUCCCUCGUCAACAUGCCAGUCCUUCCAAUUUCGGCGGCACGACGCCGGCAAGCCGCGGUUCCAGUAUACGAAUGCCGCGUUUCUUUAAACGAAUGUUCAAGUUUCCCCAGAUGGACUUUGAGAUGGCAAUCUGGGAGAUGACAUCACUCCUCAUCGCUCCGAAGAAGGUCUUCAAAUCGAUAUAUUACCAUGUGAAAACCAAGAACACCUGGCACCGUCCGGACCCGUCAUUUACCUAUCUUCUAUCCUUCUUUCUUCUCCUCACGGCCCUCGCAUGGGGCCUCGCAUAUGCGCCGUCGUUCGGGUCCAUAGUCCGCCUAUCGCUACUGUUCAUCUUCCUCCAUUUCAUCGGGUCGUCGCUACUAGUGUCGACCGUGGGAUACUUCGCCAUUGGUCGGUUCUUCGGCCCGAACGGGGCGGCGGCAUCUUUGAACGGAUUCAGGGGUGCACGCGGAAGGAGGCGCGGCGCGGCGCAAGGUCUGUUCAUGCAGCCGGGGGAGAAGGAUCAAUUGGAGUUUGGAUAUUGCUUCGAUGUCUCUAUCCGCGCAUUUUUCCCUCUAUAUCUUCAUCUCUAUGUUGUACAGUUUCUUCUCCUGCCUCUUCUCACCCGCACUCCCAGCAAUUAUCUCGCCACAUUCCUUGGGAAUACGCUUUAUCUGUCCGCUCUUACGUAUUAUACCUAUAUCACCUUCUUGGGCUACAACGCGUUGCCGUUCCUGCACAACACUGAGCUCCUCUUGCUGCCCAUUUUGGCAUUCGCCAUCAUGUGGCUUGUUAGUUUGAUUGCAGGAUGGGGCAUCGUUGCCCAGGGACGGGGCGUGGAGGGGCUGUUUUGGGGCGCGUGA
Messenger RNA from Aspergillus affinis, 3939 nucleotides. RefSeq lists its product as uncharacterized. The record is from RefSeq and is a predicted model, not a curated record. Lineage: Eukaryota; Fungi; Ascomycota; Eurotiomycetes; Eurotiales; Aspergillaceae. The transcript is spliced from 9 exons. Gene Ontology annotation, molecular function: protein binding. The coding region runs from base 1 to 3939 and encodes 1312 amino acids.